UCUAUGAUAACAAACUGAAAAUAAUUCAUGUUACUUAUAAUUAUGUUUUUUUUUUUACAAUAUAACUCUACGAUUUUUAAUUAAAUAAUUAUUUAUUACAUGAUAAAAUUAUUACAAACUACUUACUCGAUUUGGUAUCCUAAUCUAAUGAUUAGGUGUCUAUAUUCAAGUCAACGUUCAAUUAUUUGCCUUUACUUUGUUGACAUGCCAUUUUACGCUGUUGUAUUUAGAACAACCCAGAGUGGUGCUGUAGCUCAGGAUUGGCCUUCAGCACUGAAAUGGAAAGAUACAGUUCCAAAUUCAUACGCUAAAAAAUUUUCAACAAAAAAUGAAGCUGAAUCUUAUUUAAAAAAUAUGAGUUUUGAGAUUCUUUAUGAUAUAAAUAAAUUUCUUAGUGGAAAUUAUAAUAAAGGAAUAAAGAGGAAAAAUAAUGAAGAUGGAUUACUGAAAUAUGUGGAUGAUUUACAUCAAGUAUUUUUACAAAUGGAAUCAUAUGUGAUGAAUAGUCCUAAAAUUAGUGAAAGUUGUAAAAAACGAUUAAAAUUAAUUGGAAAAGAGACUUUAGAAAGAAUUAAAAAUCUAGUUAAAGAAUGUGAAAAAAACGAUGAGGUUCCAUCAUCAAAAAUUCACAAGUGUGAAUUAGAAAAUGAAUUGAACAAUGGACAAAAUGCAAUAAACAUAACUCAUCAGCCUCAUUCAUCUGGCAAUGAUAAUAGUGAUUUAUUAAAAAGAGCAAAAGAGUUGUUUAAGUUUAACAGUAGCAAUGAAGUUAUAGUAUACACAGAUGGAGCUUGUUCGAAUAAUGGAAAAAAUCAAGCAAUGGCAGGAGCUGGAGUAUUUUUUAGUCACAAUCAUCCAUUGAAUUUAUCAAAAAAAGUUCCAGGAAACCAAACAAAUAAUAAUGCAGAAAUAUAUUCAGUUAUAUUAGCAAUAGAUCAAGUCAAAUCAACUGGUGUUGGUAAAAUAAAUAUUCAUACAGAUUCAAAAUUCGUUAUUCAGUGUGUUACAGAAUGGAUGCCAAGAUGGAAAGUAAAUGGAUGGAAAACUUCUGACAAAAAUCCUGUAAAAAACAAAGAAAUGCUUGAGAUGCUAGAUAAAAAAAUACAAUUAAUGGAAAUUGUUUCUUGGACACAUGUACGGGGUCAUCAAGGAAUAGAAGGUAAUGAAGCUGCUGAUAAGUUAGCUCGUCAAGGUGCAGAAAAAUAAUAAAAUGAUUUUUUAUUUGUUGGACUAUUGUAAUUAAUUUUUAUCCAUGAAACAUUUUUUAGUUAAAAUUAAUAUGUACUAAUAAAGAUAUUAAGUCAUAUUCAA
Messenger RNA from Daktulosphaira vitifoliae (grape phylloxera), 1311 nucleotides. RefSeq lists its product as uncharacterized. The coding region runs from base 100 to 1206 and encodes 368 amino acids. NCBI's taxonomy places the organism in Eukaryota, Metazoa, Arthropoda, Insecta, Hemiptera, Phylloxeridae. The transcript has 8 exons. Gene Ontology annotation, biological process: DNA replication, removal of RNA primer. The record is from RefSeq and is a predicted model, not a curated record. Gene Ontology annotation, molecular function: nucleic acid binding; magnesium ion binding; RNA-DNA hybrid ribonuclease activity.